Notodromas monacha is the source of this 1495-nucleotide messenger RNA. The record is from the annotation of a GenBank genome assembly. Lineage: Eukaryota; Metazoa; Arthropoda; Ostracoda; Podocopida; Cyprididae.
GUUCGAGACCUGCUUUCUAACAACGGCGUGCACCAAAAUACGAUCACAAUUAACGGAAAUAUGCAAACUUUGACAACAAAUCUUCCGUGAGAUCAGUAGUGUGUUUCCGAUAUACCCGACACUUCACAAUCGCGUCAUGGGAAUAACGUCACCAUUUUUUUUCCUUUGCGUCAUUCACCUCGUCAUCUUCUUGAAAAGCGCAUCUUCCAUCCAUCUCGGGAGCCCGAACAGAAUCACUAAAGAGGUCGACCAAGAGCAGUUCAAUAGCACUGACGAAGAAUACUACUAUAAUGUGGCUAAACUUCUAGCGGAAUUGAGUCAACGUAAUCAUAUUGUCAGAAAGCAGGAAAUAACUCAUGACAGUGACUCCGUACAAAGAACACCUCUGGUCUCUGAGGAGUUAGUUCUUGAUUACAACCACGAUGAAUCAGAGGGCUCUUCGUCAUGGAAUUCAACCAUGUUCGCCCAGAUGUUGGUAACACAGGAAGAUGAAGACGAGGUUAUUCGUGCAAAGUGUAGUAUGGUCCUAUAUUCGCCAGGAAGAAGCAUGUUUUGUGUGCCGGUCCUAGCACGCACUGAACAAAGAGUGACACCGGUGGACCGAGGAUAUCAUUGGGAUAUUCGAUCAUUCGACCGUAGGAGAUACAGGCGAUCAAUUUCAAGUGAAGGAGUGAAUUCGUUGGAAUCAAUGCAAACCGAGGACGAAGAGCAAGUGCGCGUGGAACGAGGCUUGCCGUUCUACGAACCACCGCCUGAGCACGAAAAUGGAUACGUUCGUCCGCAGUACCCCCAAGAAAUCUGCGAAGGCAUAAACAUGGGCUACGAGAAACGAAAAAUUCGCUGUCCUCCAGACACUAAAUGUGGUCUACGAAUCCGGGAUGCCAAGUCUUGCAGCAGUGUCUCUACCGAAUGUGCAUUAGAUCCGAUCUGUCUUCCAAGUCACGUGAGAUGCAACUGCAGAAAUACCCAUAUUUGCGCUUUCAAGGAAGUUGGCUGCAACGAACAUGGAUGUGACAGCGUUCCAGUAUGUCUCUUAAUCGCGAUCGGCAAUCAAGUUACUCAAGAGAACGACGUCGAAUACGCAGGAACCACGAAGUGCAAAAUUAUGGGAAGCCCAAAGACGGAUAUUUGCCAGCCGGGUGAAAGUUGCUCAGCGGUUCUUCCUCACGGUGCGACAUGCGAAGGUGCUUCCGAGUUAUCGAAGCACUGUCCUCUCGAACCCCGUUGUUUGCGCAAGAAAGAUUACAGGAAGUGUGAGAAUCCGUCGUGUCGUUUGCUAAAGAAGACGUGUGUUUUGGCCGAGGAUUGUGAUGAAGAUGAGUUGGAUUUUCGAAAACGUUGCAUAUUUACUCCGAGAUGCCUGGACUUUGUAAGUGCUGAUCACCUUAUUCAAGCGAAGAGGAAAAAAGUGGAGAUGAAGGAUCCUUACUUGUUUCCUCCCAGAAAUUUGCCGAGUGGAGGGAAACGAGAAGGUGGCGCUUUGUUUGGCGAAUGA